This is a messenger RNA of Penicillium salamii, 1443 nucleotides long. NCBI's taxonomy places the organism in Eukaryota, Fungi, Ascomycota, Eurotiomycetes, Eurotiales, Aspergillaceae. The record is from the annotation of a GenBank genome assembly.
AUGAAGUUCGAGAUUACACCUUCCCGCGCAGUUGCGCUUGUCGCUCUCAUUGCAAGCGCUGAAGCCGCGAAGCAUGGCCAUGCUCAUGCCCGUCACCACGAAACUCGGGAAGUCGCCCUGGAGAAGAAGGGCGGCCAGUGCCAAUUCCCCACCGACGCUGGCUUGGUUGCCGUGACCCCAAAUGAAGAGAACGCCGGAUGGGCCAUGAGCCCCAACCAACCCUGCAAGCCUGGAAACUACUGCCCAUAUGCUUGCCCUUCGGGUGAGGUCUCCAUGCAGUGGGACCCCAAGGCCACUUCCUACUCUUACCCCAUGUCCAUGAACGGUGGUCUCUACUGUGACGAGAGCGGAAAGAUCCAUAAGCCAUUCCCUGACCGUGACUACUGUGAGUCGGCCAUUGGUGUCGUCAAGGCUCACAACAAGGCUGGCAAGUCCGUGUCUUUCUGCCAGACCGUGCUGCCCGGAAACGAGGCUAUGAUCAUCCCCACCCUGGUCGAGGAGCUCGCCGAUUUGGCUGUGCCCGGCACCUCUUACUGGUGCUCCACUGCCGCCCAGUACUAUAUCAACGCUCCUGGUGUGAGCGCCGAAGAGGGCUGCGUCUGGGGUUCCAACGCCAACCCGUGGGGUAACUGGGCAGCUUACACUGCUGGUGCCAACACCGACGAUAAUGGAGACACUUACCUCAAGAUUGGAUGGAACCCCAUCUAUCUGGAGACCACAUGUCCCUUCCGCAAUACCAAGCCCGACUACGGUAUCGAGAUUGAGUGCGAGGGUGACGGCUGCAAGGGCCUUCCUUGCAAGAUCGACCCCGCUGUCAACUCUGUGAACGAGAUGAUCGGUGACCCCUUCACUGGUGCUGGCGGUGCCACUGGUUGUGUCGUGACUGUUCCCAAGGGCGAGACCGCCCGUGUUGUCGUCUUCGAUAAGGGCGGCAGCAGUGGCUCAUCUUCUGAGACAAUCUCUGUGUCCAGCUCUGCUACCUCGAGCUCGAGCUCCAGCUCCAGCUCCAGCUCCAGCACCAGCACUAGCACUUCGACUCCCACUCCCACUCCCACCCCGACUAGCACCAGCACCAGCACGACCGAGACACCUACGAGCACCCCCACUCUCACCUCCACCUCCACCCCUACUCCCUCGUCGACUUCCACCGCGACUGCCACUUCUACCUCCAGCUCUAGCUCCAUCACCUCCAGCUCGACCAAGUCUCCCAUGUCCAGCGUCACUCCCUCUGGUAGCACCCGCUUGCCCAAAUCAAGCCCCUCGCUGAGCUACACUUAUCAGCCUCACGUCCUGACUGGUUCCGCUGAUAUCUCCGAGGCCUCCUCGACCACCGGCGCCGCCGCCGCAUCCUCAUCCUCUGGUACCGGCGGUGCUACCAGCGCCACCGUCUCCAUGAUGACCCUUGCUCUCGGCGCCGUUGCCGCCGUUGCCAUGAACCUCUAG